AUUUUAGAAAGAUUUUUAUAUCAAUUUAAGUAAUAUGAAUCUAAAGAUAAUUAGCUUUGAUGUUAAGGAUAUAAGGUUUCCGACUUCUUUACGUCAAGAUGGAUCAGAUGCCAUGCAUGCAGAUCCUGAUUACUCUUGUGCUUACGUAACUUUAACAACAUUAUCUGGCCUUGUUGGAAAUGGAUUGACAUUUACUCUUGGUCGAGGCACAGAUUUGGUAGUGCAUGCAAUUCAAUUGAUGAGAUACCAAGUCAUUGAAAAAGAUGCGCGAGACAUAUUCAAUAACUUCAGUUCAUUUUGGAGAGAAAUAACAAGCAGUUCACAAAUGAGAUGGAUCGGGCCUGAAAAAGGAGUUGUGCAUUUAGCUGUUGCCGCAAUAAUUAAUGCAUUAUGGGAUUUAUGGGCAAAAUGUGAAGAAAAACCAUUAUGGAAGCUUUUAUCAGAAAUGGAUCCUGAGAAACUUGUGUCUGUGAUUGAUUUUCGCUAUAUCUCUGAUGUCAUUACACCACAAGAAGCAAUUGAAAUGUUGAAGUCAAUGGAAGCAGGUAAAGAAAAGAGAACUGAAGAACUUCUGGUUAAGGGUUAUCCUGCAUAUACUACACAAAUAGGUUGGCUGGGAUAUUCUGAAUUGCAUUUUAGAGAAUUAUGUCACAAAUAUUUAGACCAAGGUUUUACUGCAUUUAAAUUAAAAGUAGGAAGCAAUAUGGAUGAUGAUAUUAAUCGUUGCAGGAUUAUUCGUGAGAUAAUUGGUUGGAAAAAUCAAUUGAUGUUGGAUGCUAACCAAAUGUGGGAUGUGAACGAAGCUAUUAAGUGGAUGGAAAACUUAAGUGAAUUUAAACCAUUGUGGAUAGAAGAACCUACAUCUCCAGAUGAUGUUUUGGGCCAUGCAAAUAUUUCUUCUGCAUUAAGACCCUUAGGAAUUGCAGUUGCGACAGGAGAAAUGAUAGCAAAUCGUGUAAUGUUUAAGCAAUUUAUGCAAGCUAAUGCUAUGGAGUUUUGUCAAAUAGAUUCUGCCAGGAUAGGAGGGGUUAAUGAAAUUUUAUCUGUGUAUUUGAUGGCAAAAAAGUUUAAUAUUAAAGUUUGUCCUCAUGCUGGCGGAGUUGGUUUGUGUGAAAUGGUUCAGCACCUACAAAUGUGGGAUUAUGUUAGUUUAUCUGGAACAAUGGAUGGGCGAAUGAUAGAGUAUGUUGAUCAACAGCAUGAACAAUUUAUGAAUCCUGUUGUGGUAUUGAAUGCUAAAUAUAUUGCACCAUCGAUGCCUGGAUAUAAUACUGAUUUAAAGGAAGAUGCUAUUGAAAUGUAUGAAUAUCCAAAUGGAAGCCAAUGGGUCCAAAUGUUCAAGGCAGGUAUAUUUCCAAAACCUACAUAAAAUCAUUGGAAAAUAUUGCCACA
Molecule: messenger RNA, 1392 nt
Organism: Ctenocephalides felis (cat flea)
Lineage: Eukaryota; Metazoa; Arthropoda; Insecta; Siphonaptera; Pulicidae
Product: mitochondrial enolase superfamily member 1-like
Biological process (GO): carbohydrate catabolic process; amino acid catabolic process
Molecular function (GO): L-fuconate dehydratase activity; magnesium ion binding
Source: RefSeq, a predicted model, not a curated record